AUGAUAACAUUGGGUAGGAAACUAGGCCCAAGGGUGGAAGGUUUACAAUAUGGUGGAACUAUUACAAAGCAGAUCAAGAGACUUGGUGCUUCUUGUGAUUGGUCUAGAGAGCACUUUACACUUGAUGAACAGCUAAGUCAAGCAGUAGUUGAGGCAUUUGUUAGACUUCAUGAGAAAGGUUUGAUUUAUCAAGGUUCAUAUAUGGUAAACUGGUCACCUACUCUACAAACUGCGGUUUCUGACUUGGAAGUUGAAUAUUCAGAAGAGUCUGGAUAUCUGUAUUAUAUCAAGUAUCGUGUUGCCGGAAGCUGCUUUAGUAGCAGCAUCCCACAGUGCUUUAGCACUGUUAUGGUAUCCCAUCCUGAGAAGGGCCUCCGGAGUGAAUUCUUGACUGUGGCUACAACACGACCGGAGACUUUAUUUGGUGAUGUGGCACUAGCAGUUAAUCCAAAGGAUGAUCGAUAUUCCAAGUAUAUUGGGAUGAUGGCAAUUGUACCUCAGACAUUUGGCCGUCAUGUUCCUAUCAUUGCUGACAAGCUAGUGGAUAAAGAUUUUGGAACUGGAGUGUUGAAAAUUAGUCCAGGACAUGACCAUAAUGACUAUUUACUAGCUCGAAAGCUUGGUCUUCCGAUACUUAAUGUGAUGAAUAAGGAUGGGACACUAAAUGAUGUUACUGGGUUGUACAGUGGCCUUGAUCGUUUUGAGGGCCGAAAAAAACUAUGGGCAGAGCUGGAGGAGACAGGAUUGGCGGUGAAAAAGGAACCACACACAUUAAGAGUUCCUAGAUCCCAGCGUGGUGGAGAAGUGAUAGAGCCACUUGUUAGUAAGCAGUGGUUUGUGAGUAUGGAGCCUCUUGCUGAGAAAGCACUUCAAGCAGUUGAGAAAAAAGAAUUAACCAUAAUUCCAGAAAGAUUUCAGAAGACCAUGAACGUCUCCACCCUCCCUGAAAUUCAUCAGGUGAGAGUUUGCAGUUCUGGUGGAACCUAUAGGCUGAUCAGAUUGCUCAAAACCCAAUGGUUUUUUGCCAUCAAGGGUAACUCCACCCGUAAUGCUCAGCCUGUGUUACCUGUAUGGUACAUUGCUGGAAAAGACAAUGAAGAAGAAUAUAUAGUUGCUAGAAAUGCUAAAGAAGCACUUGAGAAAGCUCGCAUGAAAUAUGGGAAGGAUGUAGAAAUAUAUCAAGAUCCUGAUGUUCUUGAUACGUGGUUUUCUAGGUAG
Messenger RNA from Sphenostylis stenocarpa, 1218 nucleotides. NCBI's taxonomy places the organism in Eukaryota, Viridiplantae, Streptophyta, Magnoliopsida, Fabales, Fabaceae. The record is from the annotation of a GenBank genome assembly.